AUGUCAGAGAGUUCACGCCUUUUACCGCCUCCCUAUUUCCAAUCGGAGGAAGAGCCUCCCGAAUAUGAGUACACUUUUGAAAAACCUAAGGAGCCUGUGGAGUCUGACAGUUUCGAGGAGUCGUUCAAGAUUGCUUCGCCAAAAUACCAUGACAAGGUGUUUACCUUAAUCUUUUUUGCCACACUGGUGCUAUUCGGCAUUAUGGCGAGCCACAGCAUAAAGAACAUCAAGAACCAUGAAUACAUCCUUCAAAUACAGGCCGCCGCAAACCCGUCUUUGUGGCCUCUGGUGGUCUCAGCCUUUGUGAUCCCAAUAGUCUGCUCUGUGGUGCUGCUUGUACUGGUGUGGGCCUAUCCGCUCUUUUUUGUCCUCGCAGGUUACUUCCUUCUUCCGCUAGUGAUGUUUGGGCUCGCCACCAGUCUGUUUGCAACGGGAAAACCAGGAGCAGCAGGAAUCGUUCUCUUUGUGGGAUUUUUCCAAAUAUGGUACCUGGCAUCGAUCAGAAGAAAUCUGAGCUUCACUAGCUUGGUGUUUCGCAUUAUCAUAGAGACCAUGGCAGAUUAUCCCUCGACACUAGUGGUUUCAUGCUUGAGCUCCAUUGUUUCAGGCAUAUGCUCUCUGGGCUUUUUUGUGCUCGCCGCAAUCAUCGCUUACGACCGCCUCAAACAAGACGACGCCAACUGUCCACACGAGGACGGCAAUGACGUUUGUGUGUCCAACACCACCCUUGCAGUCGAGUUAUUCACGCUAUUCACCGGCUGUUACAUAUUUGAGGUUCUCGAAAAUCUCACUCACGUGACCAUCAGUGGAAUAUAUGGGUCGUGGUAUUUCUUCCACCGAUCUGCAGUGAAGCCGCGGAAUCCUGCCUGGGGGUCGUUCAAAAGAGCCAUCACGUACUCUUUUGGAAGCAUCUGUUUUGGAUCGAUAAUUGUGCCGAUUACGCGCACAAUCAGACAGAUUAUCACCUUUGGAAAGGAAAAAGUGCUCAACAGACAAUACGGCCGCGACGAGGAAGAGGAAAAUGGACUGCUAUUCUGUGCUCUGAUCUGUCUGUUUUCCAUACUCGAAUGGCUUGCAGACCAGGCAGAGUUCUGGAUCAAGUGGUUUAACAAAUUCGCCUUUUCAUAUCUCGCGCUCUACGGAAAGGACUACCUGUCGUCAUCCAAAGACACUUACGAGCUGCUGAGAUUUAGAGGUCUGCUAGUUCUAGUGACAGACUGUUUAGUGGAGUCGACCUUGACGCUGUACUCGAUUCUAAUCUCUUUGACGAGCGGAGGCGUCUUCUACCUACUCUACAAAACGACAUCCUUGUUUGAUCGUCUGCCUCAGGAGUUUGUGAUUCUGGCAUUUAUAGUGCAGCUGCUCUUGGGCUUAUUCAUCGCCAAGGUGACGCUCAACUCGUUUAAUUCCGGCUUCAUCACGUUCCUGGUCGCCCUAUGCAUUAACCCAGAGGUCUUUGAGCAGAACUACCACGACUACUAUGUCAAGCUCACUAAUUACUAUCCAGAGAUCAGCCAUACAUUAAAGACUCCAUUUCCGGACUAUGUAUAA
This is a messenger RNA of Ogataea parapolymorpha DL-1, 1551 nucleotides long. RefSeq names its product Protein PNS1. Gene Ontology annotation, molecular function: transmembrane transporter activity. The coding region runs from base 1 to 1551 and encodes 516 amino acids. The transcript has a single exon. Gene Ontology annotation, biological process: transmembrane transport. The record is from RefSeq and is a predicted model, not a curated record. Gene Ontology annotation, cellular component: plasma membrane. NCBI's taxonomy places the organism in Eukaryota, Fungi, Ascomycota, Pichiomycetes, Pichiales, Pichiaceae.